AUGGAGUCCUCAGGUACGGAAGAGUACACAGGGACAGAAAAGGAAGAGAAAAAGAUGCUGGAUGACAGAAUUUUGAAGAAAUUCAAAGAAACAACAGUAAAACGACCAGACGGUUAUUAUGUCCGGUUGCCAUGGAAGGAAGCUCAUGAGCACCUUCCAGACAAUAAGUCCAUUGCAGUGGCAAGACUUAAGGCACUCUUAAAACAGUACGAAGAUCGCAAAGACUUCUUGCAAGAGCUUCAACAGAUCUUCAAGGAACAGUUAGAAAAAGGAAUAAUUGAAGAAGUGACAAAAGAAAUGGACAGAUACAAGUCCAAAAGCAACGUCAUCCAUUAUCUAGCAUAUCAAGUAGUAAUGACCCCAGGAAAAAGAACCACUCCUAAGCGGAUAGUUUUUGACGCUUCGGCUCAUUAUAAAGGGAAGCCGUCGCUGAAUGAGGUGCCCACUCAUCAUGCCGAAUAUUUGCGGAAUGCUGAUGAGAUUUCGAAUUGGAAAUAUAGCCAUUACAGCCGAUAUUGA
Molecule: messenger RNA, 519 nt
Organism: Strongylus vulgaris
Lineage: Eukaryota; Metazoa; Nematoda; Chromadorea; Rhabditida; Strongylidae
Source: the annotation of a GenBank genome assembly